AUGCGAGAGAUACACGCCGAAUCUGUUAGGAUUGCGGAAGACGACGAGCUGGAAGCAGUUAUCACACAUACGCUUCAGCUUGUUGCCCUGCAGAACGGUGUUGCUAAUUGCUCACGGCAUGCACUCGGGUGCAUGGUGCGUGCUGUCCACGAAAGGCACGUUGACGACGAGGGAAACGAAGAGAAAAGGAUAGGGGCAACAUUGGACCAGCUGCAAGGUGACCUCAAUGACGCGCAGUACGUCCUGUAUGGAGCGUCGCUGGAGAAAUGUGGGUGCGACGAAUGCACUGCAUGCAUGCAGUUCGACGAAAUGUACAAUGAGUGAGUAUAUAACAAAAUUGAGUAGGGGCAGCAAAACAAAAAGUAAUAAUUAGGGACAAAACAAAAUUAUUGAUUAGGAAUAAAUAGAACAUUAAUUAGGAACAAAACAAAGUUGAUAGGGAACGAUACAAAUAUGGAUUAGGAACAACUUUUUGGAAUCACGGUUUGAAACAGCUACUUCGACUAGGUUUUCCGGACAGUAAUGCAUAAUGGUCAGAACGUUCACUAUGUAAUGACAACGUGCUCACCAUCAUAUUUUGUAUUUUCCACAGAUUUUAUGAUCAACUGGAAGAGAACGGCAAAGUCUCCAAUGCACAGCCUCCGAGUAUCGAGGAUCGCCCAUUGCAUUGCGUGGACAAUGAGAUGAUGGCUCUGAACGUGAAGUCCAAGUUCGCCGGCUUGAGUUCGUCCUCGUUAGAAAACACAUAUUAUUUUGCACAAUUGACCACGGCCAUGUCCCCACCCACCAUAUCAACAGCCACACCAACGGUAGUAAUGGGCACAACCACCAAAUAUUUGGCGCCGUACCUGCGGAACAGGAAAUUGCAAGAUCCCCUGCCGAAGUGCUGGAAAACCAACGAGCCUGUGCCCCCAGCCGAACGACUGGUGAAGCUGUCAAGCUGUAUAAGAAUUGCGUUCACUUCUAUGGUGGGGAUUCGUGUGAUAUCUUUAACAGCAACCAAAGUGACAAACGUCUGGUUAUCCUCGCCGAGCCGCAAAUUGGCUGUCCGUACCUGGGACAACGAUGCACCAGAGAUGGCGUUCGCGGUCCGCUUUUACAAACAAUACCCAACUUCUACAGCAAUGCAUCACAUUAUAACCAGGCAUAUUGGCUUAGAGUCGUUGCGGGCAGUCCGUCAGAUGGUGUUCGAGGCGAAAGAGGUAUAUAAAUAUAUACAUAAUUCGGGGUUUACUUUAUCUUUACUUGCAAUCUAA
Paramuricea clavata is the source of this 1256-nucleotide messenger RNA. Lineage: Eukaryota; Metazoa; Cnidaria; Anthozoa; Malacalcyonacea; Plexauridae. The record is from the annotation of a GenBank genome assembly.